This is a messenger RNA of Ruditapes philippinarum (Manila clam), 2909 nucleotides long. Its product is annotated as toll-like receptor 4. The record is from RefSeq and is a predicted model, not a curated record. The coding region runs from base 61 to 2718 and encodes 885 amino acids. Gene Ontology annotation, molecular function: transmembrane signaling receptor activity; protein binding. Gene Ontology annotation, biological process: immune response; toll-like receptor signaling pathway. Lineage: Eukaryota; Metazoa; Mollusca; Bivalvia; Venerida; Veneridae. Gene Ontology annotation, cellular component: membrane. The transcript has a single exon.
GUCAUAUACAGUAAUAUAAUUUUAUUGCAGGCUGUCUCUUUAAACACAACAGAGAAAGAGAUGGAUGCAACACUUCAGGUUAUCUUUCUACUGUCUUUAUGUCUACUUAUUUCAUCUACAGCUGCGACUCCGUCGGAAGGCAAAUUAGAAAAAUGUUCCUGGUGUCCAAGUUGUUAUUGCAAGGACGAAUCUGUGUAUACUAAUGGUUCAUAUUUGUUGCUUGUGAAUUGCACUGAUGCUGGCCUUACGUCCGUUCCAACAAAUAUUCCGUCGAAUACCACAGUUCUCACCCUAAACGGUAACAAUAUCACGAAAAUUGGUCCGAGAUCAUUCGAACACUUAUCGAAAUUGCUGUAUCUGGAUUUAUCUAAAACUGGCUUAACUUCUUUACAUAGUGAAACAUUUGCAGGACUUGGCAACCUUAGAACCCUUGAACUAAAUGGAAAUAAGAUACGCUACAAAAUCAAGUGUAUUCCUAACGGAGUUUUUGCAGAACUCAAAUCUCUAACACGCAUGAACUUACAGCAAAACUUUUCAACUGAUGAUGUUGAACCAAAAGAGCAAUACCCCACUAAGGCUCUUUCAAGUCUAAAUUUUCUAGAAGAACUGCUUAUUGACGGUUUGCAAAACCGGACAUUUGCUAACCACAUGGAGAAAAUGAAACGUUUAACGUCACUAACACUUAAUGGUUAUAAUGGACGAUGUUCUGUAAAGAGUAUAGACCCAAAAAUGUUUAAGUUCUGUAAGCGGAUAAGCAGCUUCACAAUGAUCAAUUGUCAAGUUGAAUCUGUUCAACAAGACUCAUUUGAAAUACUUCAGAAUCUUACAUUUCUUGAUCUAUCAUACAAUCCAGAUAUCAAGAUUGAUGGGCUUGCAAAUAUAACGUCUGGUCUACAGAAACAGAAAUUGCGAGAACUGAGGCUUAUAAACAUACAUCAAAAUAUAGGCGAAUGCAUGACAAUUGAAGUGGAGCAUGUCAAAUUCAUGAGAAAUAUGUCUGUUGGUCUUCUCUACCUCGAUUCAAAUCGCUUAGCAACUAUUUCUAACGAGGCCGUUGCAUAUCUUCCGAGAAACAUAAAAGGUCUUUCUAUAAAAGAUAACAUGAUUUUAUUUGGGGGAUACCUAUAUGAAAUAUUCAGACAACAGAUUUUCUCCAAUCUUACAUUCAUAAAUCUCUCUAUGCAAAGUAUAAAUGAGAACUUUGUCAAUGCUUUCAGGAGAAAGUCAAAAACAGCUCUUGCAACGGAUGAAAAGAAUAAAAGAAGAAAAUUGUCACUAAAAUCAUCCAUGUUUGUAUCACAUAAUCAAACCAUAUCUAACGAGGAUUAUGCAAGAAAAUGCUAUAACUGUCCAUUAAUAUAUGCUCCCUUCAAAUUCACAGAAACGCUCGUUGAUAUUGAUGCAAGUGAUAUGAGAGUACGAAUGGAAUUAAACGACCUGUGUGUUUGUAAGCCAAACAAAAUACUGAGAUUAAACUUAAGCAGGAACAUAUUUUGGAGAUGGAACGGAUCAUUCAAAGGCUUAGAAGACCUCUUGAAUCUCAAUUUGGCCUGGAAUGCUUGCGAAGACAUGUCAACAGAUGUUUUUCAUAUAUUACCAAAUCUUUUGUCUUUGAAUUUAUCAGGAAAUUUUCUUGAAAAUGCUUUUAGAAAUGACUUGCAUGGCGAAAUAUUCAAGAAUCAGGCAAAGUUAGAAUUUUUAGACAUAUCAGACAAUAAGAUAAGGACCUUACCUAAAAAAUUCUUUACAGGUCUUAAAAGAUUGAUGAAAUUGUGCUUAUCGAACAAUUUUCUUCUGACUUUUGAUGUUAAAAUUAACCACAUGAAUUGGUUAACUUGGUUAGAUAUCAGUAAUAACCUCCUGGUAACAAUUGCCACAAGCACCAUGGAAACUCUUCUGAAAUUUUCUCGUGACACAGAGCAUGACUUGUCUGUUAAUUUACAGAAUAACAAACUUGUUUGUUCGUGUUCUUACAUUAGAUUUGUCAAGCAAUUCUCAGAGAUGACACAACAUUUUCGACGGCUUAAGUCAUACACUUGCAAAUACGAAUCGGGUGUUACAAAGGAUUUGACUUACGCGGAAACAAUUUAUGAAACUCUUCAGAAAGAUUGUGCCGAUUAUAAAGUAACUAUAAUAGCGUCCUCACUUUCCUUUCUACUUGUUCUAGUAGUCGUUGGAUCUUGCAUAAUCUAUAGAUAUAGGUGGAAACUUCGUUAUUUAUACUACUCUGCAAAGAUGAGGCAUCGCGGAUACACACCUGUAGAUUGUAGAAAUGAUGAUACCAGUGAAUUUGCCUACGAUGUUUUUAUAUCAUACAGUGACUCCAACGGGAAAUUUGUGAAAAAAGUUCUUGUACCUGAAUUAGAGGCAAAAAGGCACGUUAGAGUUAUGGUUCAUGACCGUGAUUUCAUUCCUGGAAAUUUCGUUGUCGACAAUAUUGUUAAUGCGAUAACGAAAUCAAGAAAGACCAUGAUUCUCAUGAGUCGCGAUUUUCUAAGAAGUGCUUGGUGCGUCCGUGAGAUGAACUAUGCAAGAAUGGAGGCUCUUCACACAGAAAGGAACGUGUUGUUGGUUAUGAUGCUUGAACCUGUGACAGUUAAAGGAUUACCAUUGGAAAUAAUGGAUAUUUUGCGAAACCAAACGUACCUAGAACUUCCUGAGGACCAGGCACAUGAGGAAGUGUUUUGGGAUAGGGUGAGGGAUCUGAUAAUGUCAUAGUUAUUAUACUUUUGGGAUUUUAAAAUUGUAGAUAUGCACCGAAACAUUUAAACAGUUUUGAUAGAAGACAUACGGUAAAUUGUUUUAUUGCAGAAAUUGAUUGAGGUCUAUCGAAUUUUUACUGGUGUUAUACUAUAUGAAUACUUAAAUGUAAACAGUAAAUAUAUAUUACUUACAAAAUGUGUUUUGUU